AUGACUGUGGUCAUUUACUUGGACAACAUCCUGAUCUUCUCAGAGAAACUAGAAGAACAACCUGAGCAUGUACAAGAAGUUCUAUUGCAAUUAAUGGCCAACCAACUGUUCUGUAAAAUAUCCAAGUGCCAUUUCCAUGUCACAACAGUAGAUUACCUGGGUAUUGUGAUUUCCCCAACAGGCUUCUCCAUGGAUCAGAAGAAGAUCAAAGCAGUUACCUCCUGGCCCACUCCCAAGACAACUAAACAGGUCCAGGCCUUCCUAGGGUUUGUCAAUUACCUCUGCCAAUUCAUCCCCAACUUUAGUUCUGUUGCGCACCCACUCCACAACCUUACCAGGAAGAAAACCCCUUGGGCAUGGGGAGCCCCAGAAGAAGAAGCAUUCCAGGAACUGAAGUUGCUAGUCACCAAGGGGCCUGUACUAAUUCACUCCAACCCUGAGUUGCCUUAUUACCUGGAAAUGGAUGCAUUGGGAGUUGCUAUGGGGGCCAUACUAAGUCAACAAGGCUUGGAUAACCAAUUACACCCAAUUGCAUAUAUGUCUAAAUCCUUCUCAGGAGCCAAAGCCAACUACAAUACCCAUAACAAAGAGCUCUUGGCCAUCAUCAAAGCUCUGGAAGAAUGGCAGAUUUUCCCCAAGGCCAUGGACAAGCCAAUCCAGGUUUUCACAGACCAUAGAAACCUGGAAUACUGGAUGCAAGCACAGACAUUCAAUCAAAGGCAUGCUUGCUGGCAAAUAUUCAUGAGCAACUUCAACUUUGAAAUCCACUACUGCCCAGGAAAACAGUCAGGGAAACCAGAUGCACUGUCCAGAAGAUUGGAUUAUACUGACACACCCCAAGAACCUGAGGUCAUGCUGCCACCAGAGUUCUUUGCCAAUACAGGCACUUUGGAGGAAGAACUUGUCAUCACAGAGGAAAUCUGCACCCUGAUUGAGGAAGACCCAUUGCUAGAGCCAAUUAUCUGUUUCCUAACAGGAGAUGCUGAUAAUGCGCCCCUGUUGAUCAGAAAGGCAUACAGGGAUCACAAUUGGGAAGAAGAUCUCCUUUGGUACCAGGGAAAGCUAGUAGUUCCAGACAUAGAAACCCUAAAAGAGCAUUUCCUCAAGGAAUUUCAUGACUCCCCCCUGGCAGGUCACCCUGGACAACAGAGGACCCUGGAGCUCCUGGGAAGAAAUCUUUGGUGGCCCAGAAUGAAGUCAUCAGCCAAGGAAUGGGUUGAGUGUUGCCCAGUUUGCCAAACCAAUAGGUGCCCCCAUGCACCAGUAAUAGCCCUGAAACCACUGGAAGUUCCCCCUUACCCUUUUCACACAAUCUCCUAUGAUUUUAUCACAGGAUUUCCCAAAUCUCAAGGGAUGGAUGCAAUAUUGGAAGUGAUUGACUUGUUUUCUAAAAUGGGUCACUUUGUCCCAGUAUCCAAGAAGAUCUCUGCAAAGGGCCUGGCCAACAUAUUCACAAACCAUAUCUGGAAGCUACAUGGGUUCCCAGUCAAGACAAUUUCAGACCAAGGCACCACAUUCAUGGCCUACCAUCCAGAGUCAGACAGCCAGACCAAAAGGGUAAAUCAGUUCAUCAAAUUCUACCUCAGAUCCUAUGUGGCUUCAGACCAUUCAGAUCAAGUCCACUGGUUACCACUAGCAGAAUUUGCUUACAAUAAUGCUAAACAUGCAGCUACUGGGAAAUCUCCCUUUGAAUUGGUUUUUGGAAGACCACCAGUGAUGAACCCUUCAAACAUUCCAGCCAACACCCCAGAAGCAGACCCAGUAGCAGAUACUCUGGCCCAAGAAUGGAAGGAGGCAGAAGCAGCCCUGAGACUGUCAAAGGAAAGAAUGGCAAAUAAGGGUGGAAAGAUCCUGGAAUAUGCAAUAGGCAAAAGGGUGUGGUUAGAUGGAAGGAAUGUCCAAAUCCAGUCAAAUUCAAAUAAAUUGGACCCCAAAUGCCUUGGACCCUUCAAGGUCAUAGAAAAAGUGUCUUCCCAUGCUUACCACCUGAGGUUACCAGAAACCCUGAAAAUCCACAACAUCCUCUAUGUGGGUCUUCUGUCAAAAGUCAACAAAUCCCCAAGCCAGCCUUUUCCAGAUAUGCCCCCACCAGAAACCAUUGAAGGGGAAGAAGAAUACAAAGUGGAUCAGAUCAUCAACUCCAAAAGGCAACAAGGGAAAUGGUUCUACCUGGUUAAAUGGAAGGGUUAUGGCCCCAAAGACAACUCAUGGGAGCCAGAAGAACUCUUGGAACACAGCCAAGAAGAGAUCAAGCAUUAUAACCAAGCUAGACUCAAAAAGGCUUGUGAUGCCACCAAGAGCCUUUAA
Rhizoctonia solani is the source of this 2307-nucleotide messenger RNA. RefSeq names its product Retrotransposable element Tf2 protein. Lineage: Eukaryota; Fungi; Basidiomycota; Agaricomycetes; Cantharellales; Ceratobasidiaceae. Gene Ontology annotation, molecular function: nucleic acid binding. The record is from RefSeq and is a predicted model, not a curated record. The coding region runs from base 1 to 2307 and encodes 768 amino acids. Gene Ontology annotation, biological process: DNA integration. The transcript has 2 exons.